Messenger RNA from Boeremia exigua, 966 nucleotides. RefSeq lists its product as uncharacterized. The record is from RefSeq and is a predicted model, not a curated record. The transcript has a single exon. Lineage: Eukaryota; Fungi; Ascomycota; Dothideomycetes; Pleosporales; Didymellaceae. Bases 194 to 790 code for a protein of 198 amino acids.
ACUUCCCGUCUCAUAUUACGCCUUCACCAAUACAUCGACCGCACCUGCCACAAACUCCAACACAUAUCCGCUUUGCAAACUCCUUCCUCCCGUCUUCGUUGCGCCUUCACCAAUAUAUUGGCCUCGCCCGCACCUGCAACAUACUCCAACCCCAACUUCACCUAGCAAACUGCUUCCUCCAUCAUCCGCAACAAUGACCACAGUCUCAGUUCGCCGUGGACACGCCACCAUCGGCGCCAUCAUCAGCGAGGUCCAGCAGUAUCUGCCGCCGGACACCACCGACCGUCCUGGCUACAAGCACUGCCACAUCACGUACCGGCUUUUAGCCAACACAUACAAGCGCGCCGAGGACUCCGACGCCCCCGAAAAGGUCUACAAGGAGCUUCGGCAACUCGAGAUCGAGCUCCGACGCCGCCUAGCCAACUUGGAAUCCUCCAAGGGCGUCCCUGCCAAGAUGACGGCGCUCCUGAACGAGCUCAAGGCUGCCCUCGACGACGCCUUGGCUGGGGGCGUCGACCUGGACUUUUUGAUCCAGGGCAUGGUCGACCUCCUGGAGGACAAGCCCGUGGGCCAGUCGGCGCCGAAGACGGAGCCGGAGCCGGUGUUGACGGUGCCAAAGUGGAAGCUCGAGAAAGUGGAGGCCGAGCUCGCGGAGGCGAAGGAGAAGAUUCGGAGGCUGAAUGAGGAGAAUAAUUCGUUGGUCAUGGCGAACAAGAAGUUGGAGUCAGACCGCGAUUUAUUGGCCUACAUGGGGAAGGGGAAGAAAGGACGGCCGACAAGCUACGCAUGAUGUUUCACGGAAUAACUUGCGACGCGAUUGCGGGAAACGGCAUCUGAGUGGACGGCAGUGUGCACCAUGUGAGCUUGACAUUGCAUGGAUGCGAUCCGAGGAAACAUGGGACAUGUACAAAUUGUUUGUUUAGAUCUGAUAAUGCAGGUGUUGAUUUUCCAACGUAACACAAACGG